Chelmon rostratus (copperband butterflyfish) is the source of this 2156-nucleotide messenger RNA. It is a transcript of the gene hoxb5a, whose product is annotated as homeobox B5a. Lineage: Eukaryota; Metazoa; Chordata; Actinopteri; Chaetodontiformes; Chaetodontidae. The transcript has 2 exons. The record is from RefSeq and is a predicted model, not a curated record. Gene Ontology annotation, biological process: anterior/posterior pattern specification; regulation of transcription by RNA polymerase II. Bases 127 to 1071 code for a protein of 314 amino acids. Gene Ontology annotation, molecular function: RNA polymerase II cis-regulatory region sequence-specific DNA binding; DNA-binding transcription factor activity, RNA polymerase II-specific. Gene Ontology annotation, cellular component: nucleus.
GCCAUAAUUCACUAAUACAUCAUAAAUCGUUGAAAGUACCCGCGUUAUAACGACCAAGAGAAAUCUAACAAAUCAAGCGCCCCUUAGUACUCAACUGUAAGCCUGCAACUCUCUAAAACAACCUAAAUGAGCUCUUACUUUGUAAACUCGUUCUCGGGGCGCUACCCAAAUGGCCCCGACUAUCAACUGCUAAAUUAUGGAGCCAGCAGCGGCGCAAUGAACGGCGGGACGUACAGGGACUCUUCCACCGCCACCAUGCACCAUGCGACGGGCUCUUACGGCUACAGCUACAAUGGCAUGGACCUGACCGUCACCAACCGGGGAGGGGGGAGCGGCAGCGCCGCCAACACCGGAGGACACUUCGGGGGCGGCUCGGUCGUCGGGGACUCCAUGGGCUUCGGCUCCCCAGCACCGGAGAGGAGCUUCAGACAGCAGUCCAGCUGCUCCCUCGCUUCUGCGGCAGACUCCCUCUUGUCACACGGUAGUGGAGACACCAAGCUGGGCGCCCGGAGCUCGUCUCCUCACUCGGAACAACCAGGAAGCGGUAAUCUCAGCUCUCCAAAGCUGUCCUCCACCUCCUCCGGUGGUGGCGGCGGCGGCAAGGCGCCGCGCUUUACAGAGCUGGACGACGCGUCGCCAGACGCCGAGGACAUGCAGCACAACCGGGACGCCGGCCACGGCAGCAACCCAUCGCCCAGGACCGCGCAAGGCGUGCAGAAGCAGGAGGGUGGCCCGGCGGGAUCAGCCGCUGGCAGCACAACGGGCAGCGAGGCUCAGACGCCACAGAUAUUCCCCUGGAUGAGAAAGCUGCACAUUAGCCAUGAUAUGACGGGCCCGGACGGGAAACGGGCGCGGACGGCAUACACCCGCUACCAGACUCUGGAGCUGGAGAAGGAGUUCCACUUCAACCGGUACCUCACGCGGCGGCGACGGAUCGAGAUCGCGCACGCGCUCUGCCUCACGGAGCGGCAGAUCAAGAUCUGGUUCCAGAACCGGAGGAUGAAGUGGAAGAAAGACAACAAAUUGAAAAGCAUGAGCCUCGCCACCGCCGGCAGCGCCUUCCAGCCCUAGAGACGAAGCCAUUUAAAAGAAUCCCUCCGUCCAUCCCUUUGGAAAGGUUGCUUCCACGUGCAGGCUUCCCAGGAGGAGAAAGAGAGAGAAAACAGUAGAAAAAAAGAAAAGAAUACUUGACAAAAAAUGAGAAAAUAACAGAAGAAGCCAGCAGGAAUGGAACAAAAGGAGACGUGAUGAAGAAACAUGUAUAACAAGCAGAUUCCAAAUCUAGAUUUUAAGAACACUUCCUCUCAUCAGCUGAGUACUGUACAGCAGCGCAGCACUUUUUAUUUGUUCGGCAUGUUGGUCUUUGGUGUUGUAGGGCAACGUAAAAAAUAAUGACUGUGGUACUUGCUCUUGUAAAAAACAGAAAACUUCGUGUUCCUGUAUGUUGUCGUUUUUAAACUAGCUGUCCGGAGCAGAGGAGUCGAGGUAAAGGAAGGAUGAAUAAUGCUACCUAACUACGUUUCUACCUACAUCCUACUUUACAACCUUGCUACCUACUUGUUGUUUAGUGUCUAAAUAUUGUUUGUGUCAAGUGCGAUGUUUUGUAAUUGACAAUGUGCUUUCUAGAUAAGUUAGCAUGUGAGCUCUUAUUGUAAGUUAUUUACAGCCAAUAACGCGUGAAUAGCCUUUAGUUUGAGUCCCCUUUCUUCUGUCAGUUACUUGCCAUUCAAAUCUACGGGAAGCAGGGAGUGUGUGUGUGUGUGUGUGUGUGUGUGUGUGUGUGUGUGUGUGUGUGUGUGUGUGUGUAAACAACCAUCCCUGCCUACAUCUACGUAUCCAUCCAUAAUGUUGUGUAUAGCUCUAUUAUUCAAAAAAGUGUAACUGUAUAUUAUUGUUAUUAUUAUUGUAAUUAUUGAACCAUGUUUCAGAAAGGAUGUAUAUAGAUAUAUGUUGACAUUUUUAAAUGUGACCAUUUGGCAAUUUGUAGUUCUCGUGUGUGCGUGUGUGGGUGCGCGCGCUCGAGUGUGCUGUGUGUGUGAGAGAGUGUGUGUACGCACGUAAGGGAAAUGGCUACCGUCCUGUGAGGCCUGUAAGCUUUCUGCAAAUGAGCUUUUUGUAUUUGUUUGUAACUUGGAGUAAAAAAAAAAAAAAGAGAA